Syngnathus acus (greater pipefish) is the source of this 4769-nucleotide messenger RNA. RefSeq names its product probable G-protein coupled receptor 21. The transcript has a single exon. NCBI's taxonomy places the organism in Eukaryota, Metazoa, Chordata, Actinopteri, Syngnathiformes, Syngnathidae. Gene Ontology annotation, cellular component: membrane. Gene Ontology annotation, molecular function: G protein-coupled receptor activity. Bases 975 to 2192 code for a protein of 405 amino acids. Gene Ontology annotation, biological process: G protein-coupled receptor signaling pathway. The record is from RefSeq and is a predicted model, not a curated record.
ACUCAUAUUAGGGAUUCAAAAUCAGUUAUUUGGGCACAGUUCAAAGAUAUCGUCACACACGAAGAGGUAAACAUCUCUGUGUUUAACAGUCGCAAGAAUAAUCUGAAUGCUCACAUGAGAGCAGAAAAAAAAUGGUUGGCGGGGCGGGCCGGAGAAAGUGUGGGAUGGAGGCAGCCGCAUGUUUCUACUCUUGAUGAUUGGUUUGAGCCACUUUGAAGGGGCGGGACUUCUGCCACUGCUUCUCCAGCGAGGGAGAGCCAAAGAGAGAGCGAGAGCGACGGUGGGAGGGAGACUGGGAGUAAGAAAGAGACUGUUACUAAAGGAGGAUAAAUCAUCACCAAGAGGAGGAGGAGGAGGAGGAAGAGGGUUCGUCCAGCAUCGGUAUGCCUGCCCACCUCGUUCCCCCUUCAGAUAUUGUUGCCGCUCCUCCUUAUAGAAAUAACAGCUGAGGUGCGGAGGUGUGUUUAAGCGUCCGUGUGUGCGAUCAGGCUUUUUCAACAUCGCUCAUAACACCGCUUGCCUUUCAGCGGUUAACUUUGGCAAAGGACGAGACGGAAACUUGGGGUGGAAAGAGCCGGGGAAAUACGGAAGUUUGCCGGCAAUGAGAGAGCGUCGUUGAUGACCGCUUUGUUUUUUCAGCAUGUUACAAAGAAAGAUUUUUUUACUGGGAGCUGUUUUUGGGGUUUUGUGGACUACAAAAAUAUAAGAGGGACUCCUGUCGCUGUCCCAUAUGCUGCCGACUGGAUUAUUUCUUCAACAGAGGAAAGCAAGCGACAUUUUGCGUUAAUUUGCCUCAGAGGGCUUCAUCGCCUCCUUUCCAUCCCUCUUGCAUUUGAAAUGAAGUGGCAGAUUAACGGAAUUGAGACAUGGAGCAUUUGGUUUAGAUUGAAACUACAUUGCAGUUAGUUUCAAGGACCUGCCAAAACAGUCCUUGGGUUCAAGCUCGGACCCCGAGAGACGUCCUUCUGCCCGAGAUGAUGAAUUCCUACCUGGAUCCACUCAACCAGAGCUCCGCUGACCCGUCAAACUACUCCGCUCCCUUUUGCCUGCUUGAGAUAAGCUAUUCCAAAAUUAUCACCACCUGCCUGCUUGAAGUCUCCAUUAUCCUCCUCCUCACCGUUCUGAUUAUUUCGGGCAACCUGGUGGUCAUUUUUGUUUUCCACUGCGCCCCUUUGCUGAGCCAGCACACCACCAGCGCCUUCAUCCAGACCAUGGCAUACGCCGAUUUGCUCGUCGGUGUCAGCUGUCUCUUCCCCUCCUUGUCUUUACUUCAUCACCUCCAAGGACUCGACCCCAAACUCACCUGCCAGGUGUUUGGCUACCUGGUGUCUGUUUUGAAGUCUGUCUCCAUGGCGUCGUUAGCAUGCGUGAGUGUGGACCGCUACAUCGCCAUCACGCAACCCCUGACCUACGCGGCCAUGGUAACGCCGUGUCGAGUGCGUUGCUGCAUCGUCCUCAUAUGGUUGUACUCCGCAUUGAUCUUCCUCCCGUCAUUCCUGGGUUGGGGAAAGCCCGGUUACCACGGCGAUGUCGUGGAGUGGUGCGCUGUCGAGUGGAAAACCCAACCGGCCUUCACAACCUUAAUCGUCGUCCUUCUCUACGCACCCGCCGCUCUCACCGUCUGCUUCACUUACGUCAACAUCUUCAAAAUCUGCCGGCAGCACACUCGGGAGAUCAGCGAACGGCACGCACGUUACCGACCCCAACCCAAUCAAGACCCCGGUUUGAUAUCUGGAUCUCUGGACAAAGACAACGGCGAGCUUGAGCAAAAGCAAUCGCCCGGCUUGUUCAAACCUCAGAAACACCAGCAUCACUAUCAACAACCGACUUACCCGGACAAACGGUACGCCAUGGUGCUGUUCCGCAUCACCAGCGUCUUCUACAUCCUCUGGUUGCCCUACAUCAUUUACUUUCUGUUGGAGAGCGGCGGAAUCUACCACCACUCCGCAGCGUCUUUCCUCACCACUUGGCUGGCCAUCAGCAACAGCUUCUGCAACUGUCUCAUCUACAGCCUCUCCAACUCCGCCUUCAGGAAGGGCCUCAAGCGACUCUGCUCGUACUGUUUGCAACGAGGCGGCCGCGGCUUCAGCGUCCGGAAACCCAAAAAGGCUUUCAUCGGUUCUGUCGAACAGGGAUGUGCUGGGACAGCCUACGGAUCCGGUCACGGAAUCGGCACAACCUGUCACGUGUAGUAGGACAGCCUUGCAAUUUGGCAUCUGAACCGCUCGGGAAAAAAACGUCUUUUAACGAUCCCACGAAGAAAUGAAGGGGGUCGUCGUUGUGCCACAGCUGUUUCCUUCGCAUUUGGAGGUCACACAGAUGUCCUCUGUGAUCACGCCACAGCUGGCAGCAGGAGGGAGCCUAGAGUGAAGCGCUGAAGGAUAAACUCACCCUGCAAGGUGUCAUUCAUUCAAGGAAGAGACAGUAGUGAGAGAUGGAUGCGAAUUUAGAGCAGGUCGAACCUUUGGUCGCGUGUAUCUAACUUAUUUUGUCAGUCCAGAUCACAAACAUUAUAGCGAACUGAGCUUUUAUGUCAUUUGAAGUUCUUUGAGGUGUUCCUGCCAUUCCUCCCGUCCUUAGAAUAAUCCAAUUGUGUGUACAUUGUCAAUGACUGACAAGCAGUAGAAAAGUAAAAUCAGUUUUCUAUCAAUUUUCUAUUGGUUUGGACAAAAUAUUCAGUCUUGAUGAAAUUUCAACAAAUUUCUAAUGAAUGACCACGAAAGGCUUUGACUGUUAGCCAAACUGCUGUUUAUUUUUGAAAUCCCUUUUCUCUUUGCAUGUCAUGCAGCUUUCAACCCCAAUUUUCUCUCCUGUCUUAUUCAUUUCAUCGCACGAAUUUAUUUGCCGUGCAAAAAAAGAACAAGAGUGGAUGUUUUCACACUAAAUGUACGCUGAUAACUGGUACAGCUUUAAUAAUCUGGUACAUCUUCCGCCUAAGGACGUUGGUCUGAUGACACGCUGUGUGUUCCGCCGGAGCUGAAACUUCACGUUCCUAAUAUGAAAAACUGCCUUGUUGUUAGUUUGAUGCAGUAUUGUGAUGGCUGUAAUGUACCUGUGCGUUUGCACAAAACCUUGAGCAAAACUCACAAGAACAAAACAAAGAGACCGUUCUCUCCGGCUUUUGAAAGGAAAGCGACCCCUGAGACUCGCAUGUAUCCGUGUGCAUGCGUGAAUUGUAUGUUCCCCAUCAUCAUUUGACUUUUCGGAGCUUGCUGGAACUUGACAUUCAGAAAGCUGAAUAGAUCCAUUGUACGAGUACAAACCGUGGAAAGAUAUAUAGCUUUAUACCUAAUGUUGUAUACCAAAGACAGAUUUUUUUUUUUUUUAUUGGUAUCCACUAUGGGGACUUGUAAAUAUUUGAGGGGGUUCUACACUUUUGGUGUAGAUGGUCAAGACUGUGAAGUUGUUGCCUUGAAAGUGGGAUCGCGUUACCUUUACAGACAAGAGGGCUCCGUUUUGUAGACAUGUGACUGUUAGACCGAAAAAGACUCGGCUGUCAAUUUUCCGUUUGCAAAAAGCAGCCAGCCAAGAAAGGUCCAUUUGCUGUACAUUGUAUUUAGCUUGUCACACUUGCAUGGUUUCAUUUCAUGGUGUUCUUCUCGCUUUUGUCGGUGACUCAGCUCGGGGUAUAACUAGAACGCGACCAAUGGCUGAACAAGACUGUUAAUUAAAGCAACGCGGGGUUUCACCUUGGGUUGCUCGACUCUCUCCCACACGAGGAUAUUUCAAGUGUUUUUUUUGUGGGUGUACGGUUUUGUAAUUAUGCGCCAUGGUGAUAGAUUCACGUGAUGUCUUACGAAAUGCUGUCGUUUGUGAAGCGGUGCCAAAUAUGAUAAUCGUUUGUUACUACCUUCUGUCGUCACCUCAUUGUCGGUGUAAAGAAACGGCAUAUUGAAUGUGUGUGUUUUAUUUCAUUGUGAAGACAUAAACGAGGCAGAACCGAACUGCGAUUUUAUUUAUUACGAAAGUGCAUCUUUCCCUUGGCGGGUUUUAUCGAGGCGAUCCUACUGUAACAUGUUGGUUUUUUUUUUGAAUCUUGAAAAGAUUGUCAGAUUUUAAUCUACACAAGUGAUCUCAAUUUUUUUUUCUUUCAAGAAAAUUCAAGGUCAGAUGACGGGUGUUGCUGCUGCCAACAAAUUUUAUGUGCACUACUUUCUGGAUUGUUUGUUGGUCAGGAAGCAAGUGGAGUCAAUAUUUUGUUCAUAAAUUCCCAAUCUGUACAUACAUACAGCAUGACUCCUUGUAAAUAAAAGCCUCAAGAGAUACUAUCAUUAAAUUAUUACAUUCAAUUCCAGUGCAAAUACUUUAAGAGGUUGUGCAACCUUAAUCAAUUCACUUUGAACCAAUUUAACACACAUGGAAAGCUGGAGACAGCCAUUUUCUUAUCUGUCUUCCAAUCUCUAUUGAGUUUGCUUUGUGCUUAUUUUAGAAUCUAAAUAGGACCCACCAGUACGAAACCAAUUGUACACUCAUGACCAAGCUUUUGUGAGCAGCUGACUUUUUCGCUCUCGAAAACAUACAAGAGUCCAGUCUGACCAAAAUAAAUCACAUCGUCAUAUCCGGACUGAGUCGUGUUAGUUUGAAUCGAUAGAUGGAGAAUGUUGUGAUCAAAUCAAUCAAAUGUGUUUUUGCUGAAACCCUUUUGACCAAUAGCAAAAGACUUUAUGAUGCUCUGUAGGUGGCUAACCUACAUGUACUGUAUCUUGUAUUGUAACUUUGUACAUGUUGUGCAUCAGUGCUGAGAAAAUAAAUGUCAUUUGAUCUCUGUG